Messenger RNA from Episyrphus balteatus (marmalade hoverfly), 2328 nucleotides. RefSeq lists its product as uncharacterized. Lineage: Eukaryota; Metazoa; Arthropoda; Insecta; Diptera; Syrphidae. The transcript has 3 exons. The record is from RefSeq and is a predicted model, not a curated record. Bases 752 to 2206 code for a protein of 484 amino acids.
UAUUGAAGCACCUGCCGGCCAAUGCCCAAUAAAACAACAACAACUACAAAUAGCUGGACAACGACAAAAAUACCAAGCCAAAGACAAUAAUGAUGAUAAUGAUGGCAACGAAGAAAAUAAAGAAAGCAAACUCGAAUCAUCUUUGGAGACUUAUUUUACUCCAAGUGGUUCGUGUCUUUGCUCAAACGACGACGGAUUUAAUAAUAAUUUUGCAUCAUCUUCUACGGAAGCAGCAGCAAGUUCAAUUGUAAAAUUGUCUUUUUCAACGACGGAAAAAGGUUUGCAAGGAUCUUAUGAAUGUGUUUGUACAGAAAAAGGAGAUAAAGGAUCUUGCCAUAAGUUUUGGUGUCAGAAUUCAAAGGUUUUAGGAAAUAAUAAGAAUUUGAUUGGAGUUGAAGAAAGAAAUGAAAAGACAGAUUAUGAAGGACUUCGUGUAGGUAAGAAUUUGCUUGUCAGUUGUUUAAACGAUGAACAGUCUGAAGGAUCCCCAAGAAAUGGGCAUAUUUCUAGUUCUAAGGCCCUCAUUCAUACAGAACAGAAGGGUCUAAAUGAACUAUUUGAACAAUCUAAGCCAGGAAUAUUCCAGAAAUCCGAUAAUUCUUCAAAGUCUUUGUAUAAAAGUUCAGAAGGUCGCUUAUCAAACAACAGCAACACUGAAGAUCUUUGUGAAGACUUCGAAAGAUCUAGAAAGGAAGAGGCUGGAAUUUCGAAAGAUUCAGCUAACAAAACCCCAAGGGAUCAUCAACAAACUAUGAAUGAAGAUAUUAUCCCACUUCUGAAGAGUAUUUAUGAUGUUUUGCAAACAAUGAGGGAUGACAAACUUCACUUGGGACCUACUGAAAUUCAUCUAGAUGAACCAUUUAAUGCACUACCAUCACCUCCACCAGUCCCUCCAUCUUCACCGAAAUAUCGUAAACAACUUCUAAGGGCUUCAAGACAGGAUUUGCAUUUAUUUAAAGAAGAACCAAUAAACAUUGAAGAUAAUUUGACAGUUUUGGAACCUCCUGAACGAGAUGUGGAAGACUAUCAACAGUCUUCAUUUACUUCGCAGAGACUUAUUCCUGUUGACAUGGAUUUGCUUAGAACAGAUGAAAAACUAAUUUGGGAACCAGAUUCGAAUUCGAAUGAAGAACUAAAAGUUGAAGAAGAAGUGAAGAAUCAGUCAGCUCAAUUUCGGCAGUUUCCAGAAGAAACUUAUUUUCAAUUGGUUGAAGAAUUGAAAGUUCGUCAAAGUGGAAGCAGUCUUACACGAUCAUCAACUUUGGAGGCAGAUUUGUGUGAUAAACCUCCUCAACUACCACAGGAAAAUUCCGAAAUAUUUGCCAGGAAACCUUCCGAUACACAGAGUUCUUCGGAAGACACAGUUUUGAUUCCUAUUUUGAAGAAAUCAUCUCAUCAAAGGUUUGAAUCCGAUCAAAAAGAUGACAAAGAAUGGCAGCAGUUAAAAACCCAAGCCUCUCAAGCAGUUCAAGUCAAUCUAAUGACCUCUCAUUCAGCGCAAUUUCUAACAUUUGACAAUCAACUCGAAGAACAGGAAUUGUCAGAAGAAAAACAUCUAAAGACAUCUAAAGAAGCUCUUUUUCCAACUUCGGUUGAUAUUGGUACUGACUGUCCUGACUUUGACAAUAUUCAUAGAACUUCAUCAAACCAAGAACCUAGCAAACCACAAGACCAAGAAAUGACCAAUUUUAUCGAAUCAAUUCUCCUCGACUUGAAAGCUAUGGAAAGUGCUCGAAAUACUAGUUUUUCACGAUUACCCUGUCCAUCACCAGUUGUAUGGCAGAAACCAUCUAAAGACUUGAGUUACCCAGCAACAAUUGAAACAGUUCAAGAACUUGGAGCAAAUUCACUUUUUGUUAAGUGGAGGGUUCAAAAUCUUGGUAAUAUUGGUGGAUAUGAACUUUUUCUUGAUGGUAAUCUGACCAAUCGCUAUUUUAAUUGCAUUCAUAGAGCAGCAGUUAUUUGUGAUGUCAAUUUGAAAUGUCCUCACAGGAUAACACUUCGUGCUCAACCUCUUCUUCCACCAAGGACAACUAUUUCUUUGACAAAAAACAAUUCAUCAUGCUUAUCAUCUUUUAAUAAUAAAACAAGUACAACUCAUCCCGAAGCCAGUUGUCCACAAUUAGAUGGUUCUGUUUGGUAUCCAAGUGUCUAUCAUUUUGAACCAAAUUCAUUAUCAGCACCACAAAAUGCGGUUCUUUAUUGAUCACUGCUGCUGUGCUGAUUAAGAAAAUUAAUAAAUAAAAAAAAUAUACUAGUCAAGAUUUAUUUUUUAAAAGCAAAAACAUAAGAAAAUUAUUAAAUUUAAAAUUGAUUUUGUAAAAAAAA